AUGGAGCAUAAGCUGACCGCCAGCGACAGGCUGGAGCUGCUGGAGGAGCUGCUGAAGGAAAUUAAAAGAGAGGAUUUGGUCUCGCGGCUGCACCAGUUCGUGGAGGAUGGAGAAGUUACUGCUCCUGAGGAGCAGCCGGACGCGCAUGAAAAACGUCGUCUGAGGGCAGCUAUUGAAAUCAUAUGUGACAACGUUGCAAAAGACUGGAAAAGGCUGGUCAGAAAACUGGGUGUUUCUGAAGUGCAAAUUGAAAGAAUAAUAGUAGCCAAUCCGUGUAACUUGCAUGAACAGUUCACUCAGUCACUCCUGCAGUGGCAGAGAUGGAAGGGAAGAGAUGCCAAGGCGAGUGACUUAAUAAAAGCUCUUCGGGAAUGUCACCUGAAUUUGGUGGCAGACACAGUUGAACAGAAGCUCAAGGAGCUGAACCCUGAAACCAGGUGA
Chaetura pelagica (chimney swift) is the source of this 441-nucleotide messenger RNA. It is a transcript of the gene FADD, whose product is annotated as Fas (TNFRSF6)-associated via death domain. NCBI's taxonomy places the organism in Eukaryota, Metazoa, Chordata, Aves, Apodiformes, Apodidae. Bases 1 to 441 code for a protein of 146 amino acids. Gene Ontology annotation, biological process: signal transduction; regulation of apoptotic process. The record is from RefSeq and is a predicted model, not a curated record. Gene Ontology annotation, molecular function: protein binding. The transcript has 2 exons.